Molecule: messenger RNA, 2320 nt
Organism: Psylliodes chrysocephalus
Lineage: Eukaryota; Metazoa; Arthropoda; Insecta; Coleoptera; Chrysomelidae
Source: the annotation of a GenBank genome assembly
CUUUUUCUUCAAAAUGCAAUAUUUAGGGAGAUACAAUGUUCUAACGGAGUGAAUAUUUGACGAAUAUCGGACGCCACUGUUGGUCAAGACUCAAAACUAGUAUCAUCAGAAUUAAUAAUAGGAUUUUUACUAUCUGCACAACAGGAAACAACAUGUGAGAAAAAACAAGACAUAAACUUAGAUAUUUAUACUAUGAACAAUUAUCAAAUACCUAUAUGGGUGUCUUCCUAUGACAGAACUGAACAAGUACUUGCUAAAGUAUUUAAGUAUAUCAAUUUACCAUUAGAAUAUCUGCAAUACUUCUCUCUAUUUCUCAUUAAAAAGGACAAUAGCGGCGAAGUUAUUAUUUUAAGGAAAUUAUUGGACUUUGAAUCCCCUUAUAUGUCACAUAAAUCCCUAAAGGACGCCAAUAAAAUUGUGCUAAGGAAAAGUUAUUGGGAUUCUGCAUAUGACUUUGAAUUAAUGAAUGAUCCUGUCUCUCUAAAUUUACUGUACGUCCAAACUGUAAUCGAAAUUGAAAAAGGAUGGAUAUUAGCAACCAGAGAUAUCAAGUCCAAACUUAGCAGUUUGCAAGUGAGUUUGGCGAAAAAAGAAUAUAUUGAAUUAGCGCAGAAAUUGAAAUAUUAUGGAUUUAUACAAUUUAUGCCAUGUUACUGUGAUUAUCCCAAGACGCAAACUAAAGUUUUGAUUGCCAUUGGGGACCAAGAAUUGAGUAUGAGGAUUAUUGGUAAUGGUCAGAUGGUUAAAGAAGGUAGCUUUAAGGUUACUAGAAUGAGAUGUUGGAGAAUCACAGCCACACAUAAUAAACAGGAAAUGGCUGCAAACAGCAGAUCAAGCUCGAACUCAAGUUUAGAAUUAUCAUUUGAAUAUCUUAUGUCAAAAGACAAACUGCAAUGGAUAACCAUAUCAAGUGAACAAGCAAUAUUGAUGUCCGUUUGCCUUCAAUCCCUUGUUGACGAAUUACUUUUGAAAAAGAAUGGUAUUAAGAAGAAAUCGUCAUUUAGUAUCAAAGGCAGUUGGUCCUAUAUGAAAAGAGAUGGUUCCAGCCACCGAAUAUCCAUUGAUAAUAUAAAUUUAGAUAACGAGGUGGAGGGUGUGCACGAACCUAAAUACCAAGAGUCUUUUUCGAUAAAAAAGUUGCAAGAAAAAUUCUCUAGCGUAUCUUUUAAGAAUGGACGAGAAUUCAUCGAGAACCACGCAUUCGAGUGUAUAGGUGAUGACGAUUUAUAGAAAAUGAUGUCGAAAUGCUUACUGUAAUAAUCUAGGUUUUUUAAGGAAUCUGUCCAAUCUAAUACUUCCAUUUAAUCUAUCAGAUAAUAAUUUUUUGGCAUUAUUUGAGGUUAAUCCUCACUCUGUCCAUAAAAUGUGCCAAUUCCUAAAACAGAAGUAAGAUAUUUUUAAAUUGGUGGUUUAUUAUAUAAGGUCGCCAUUUAAUGCGAGAAAGUCCAAUAUUUUCUUAUCUAUUAUUUUUAAGUUUUCAAUUAAAAUAAAAAUUUGUUAAAAACUCGCUUUUAGGGCCUAAAUUAUUAUAACAAAUAGUGAAAUAAUAUUCUGGGUGCUCAUUUUGAAAAAUGAAGUUGUAGAUAUUUAAAGAAUGUAUAAAAUCGCCUGUACAUGAAAAUACACUUUUGAUCCUCUCCGAGUCGACGUUUAAGCUAACCCUUAUUUUUGUAUUUACUAAAUAUUUUAACUUUACUACCCAAUACAAAGUUUUUGACUAUAAAUUGACGUCGCAGUAGUAAAAAGUAUUGCACGAAACAUUUUACUAUGAAAUCGAUGGUGUAAACAAUAUACGGGGUGAUUCAUUUAAAAUCAUUGCCAUUUAAGCUGUCCCGGUGUAAGAUUAGGCUUAAAAACAAGUAGGAUAAUCUCAUCGACUUCCACUGUGACCCAAUUGGAUCUAUUGUGGCUCAUGUCUAACUUAUAGUUCACUGUACAAGUCCUUCUUUUGAUGGAGGCUAUGGUUGAAUUGUUUAAAGUCUGUGAAUCCGAAAAUGUGAAACCUAAUUACUUCCAAAACGAAGCAGUGUCCCGGUGUAACGAAACACCCUAUAUAUUUCACAGUAAUUUAUAAAUAUGCAAUAAAGUAAAACCUAUAACUUUUAUUUUAUUACGAUAAGAGAUAUUAGACUUCUUUGCACUAAUGGCCCCACCCUGUAUGUAUAAUUGUAUUUUAUAUACUGCCGACUUGUAUACAAAACUUAUGCGAUCCCCGCCAAAAUUCCACUAAUUAUCACUUAAUUUUUUAAUUUAGUACCUGAAAAGAAUCGUUGUAUAUGAAAAAUAUGUCAAAAAUAUUUUUAAUUUGUAACUCUUAGGC